UUUGUGUCUGAGCAACAACAAUAAUGUUAUUGCUAAUGCUGAAGAGUGUAGCAGUGUCUUGUUUUGUAACAGGAGACGGUCUGAAAUCAGCUCAUUUCUACUCAUCACUUACGUCUCCGGAGGGAUCAGCAAAGACCAGACACGUUGGAGUAAUCACUUUUUUGUUCAGCCGUUCGUGAUAAAUGAUUUAUCAAGGGGGAUCUCCCCUGAAAAAUGCGGUUUUCGAGAUUACUUUUUAGGAUGUCAUCAGUGGAGCUGUUAUAGUCAUGUUUUUUCACUUUAAAAAGUUUGUCAACCCUUGUCCUCUGCGCCUGUUUGCCUUUAUUAGUCAUGGUAUCAAACUGUGGCUGGAUGCGGUCUCCCUCCACCUGGAGCUUGUGCUUAUUGAUUUUUUUAGUUCUGCCCUCCGAUACUAGGCGAAAGUGGCGGGCUGCGUUUAGCUGUGUGAGCAGCAUUAUAAAUAAGGUUAAGGGGGGAAAGAAAGAUGGAUGUUGGUAAAAAAAAAAAAAAGAAGGCAAAAAGGUUGCAUGCGUGAGUAUAUUGAGGGAGAGAGUGAAAGUAGGGAGGUGUGUGAUGGGAGGGUGGAAAAUGGGGGAGUUGUUGAGCAUUGGAAAGAGGAAGAGGAGGGGGUGUUCUGCUGCAGUGGAGAGAAGUGAGAGGAGACUGCAGUCUCUGUUUAUGGAAGAGAUCAGACUAUGUUACCAGAGCUCUGAGGAACUGUAUUCCAAACACUUACUGAUAUUGGAUGGGACACCUCACGGGGAGGAAUCCUCAUCUGACUGGGACCCCGGCCCUAGUCUGCAACAAUGAAGUUCAACUUAUUCAGAACGCCACAGGCGGUGGCCGCCGAACCCACCAGUGGCACCACCGUAACCAUGGCUACCUCCCCAGCUGUGGUCUCCACCACUGCCCCGGACAUUUCUGGCUCUAACAACACAGAGAUCAGCAAGAAGGACAUGUUUGGGGAAAUCAAAGACAAAUUCUUUAAUGAAAUUGAUAAAAUACCCCUUCCGCCGUGGGCUUUGAUUGCGAUCGCUGUGGUAGCUGCAUUGCUGGUCCUCACAUGCUGCUUCUGCAUCAUCAAAAAAUGCUGCUGCAAAAAGAAGAAGAACAAGAAAGGGAAGAAGGGGAAGGAUGGCUUCAACAUGAAGAACAUGGAGGGAGGCGAGAAUUCAUCAAACAAUGCACACCAGGAUGAUGACGAUGAUGAAGGAGAGACUGGGAUGACGGAAGAAGAGAAGGAGGAAGAGGAGAAGGAACAAGAAAAAUUGGGGAAACUGCAAUACUCGAUUGAUUAUGACUUUGAAAACACAAAGCUGACAGUUGGAAUCCUUCAAGCUGCAGACCUCAUGUCCAUGGAUUCAGGUGGAACUUCUGAUCCUUAUGUUAGAGUGCUGCUUCUCCCUGACAAGAAAAAGAAGUUUGACACCAAGGUGCACAAGAAGACGCUGAACCCUGUCUUCAAUGAGACUUUUGUUUUUAAGGUUCCAUAUGAGGAGCUGGGAGGGAAAACGCUGUGUAUGUCUGUGUUUGACUACGACAGAUUUUCCAAACAUGACGUCAUUGGAGAAGUCAAGCUGCCCAUGAAUACCAUUGACCUGGGUCGACCGAUUGAAGAGUGGCGAGACUUGGAGAGCGCUGAUCAAGAGGAGCCGGAAAAACUUGGAGACAUCUGCAUUUCUCUCCGUUAUGUCCCAACUGCCGGGAAACUGACCGUCUGCAUCCUGGAGGCAAAGAACCUGAAGAAGAUGGAUGCCUGCGGCUUGUCUGAUCCGUAUGUGAAGAUUCAGCUGCUGCAAGGUGGUAAGCGUCUAAAGAAAAAGAAGACGACGGUGAAGAAGAACACCCUUAACCCGUACUAUAAUGAAUCCUUCAGCUUUGAAAUCCCACUGGAACAGAUGCAGAAAAUCUUGGUGGCCGUCACCGUCUUUGAUUAUGACAAGAUUGGAAAGAACGACGCCAUCGGGAAGAUCUUUGUCGGCAGCAAAGCAACUGGCUUGGGCCUGAAGCACUGGUCCGACAUGCUGUCUAAUCCACGCCGCCCCAUCGCCCAAUGGCACGUACUGCAACCUGAAGAGGAUAUUGAUGGUCAGCUGGCAGCCCUGUUCGCAAAGAAGUAGCACGCUCCAUCAACCAGCUAAUGUCCUUACUCAAAAAAAAACUUCCCUCAUUCUCCCCUCAUUUUGCAUGAAUCCCAAAAAAAUGACCGCUAUGAAUACUGCUCAGCAAAAAAGAGACACUUAGAAUAUGUUCUCAUUCAUGGUUAAGUCAAAGAAAACUCCUUUAAAACUUGGGAUCUCACUUGUUAAAGUGACACGGUGAAAGCAGAGACAAGUGUGGUUGGAUAAUCCACUUGAAGUCUCCUGAUCUGAAGAUACAUUAGGGUUCUGACAUUGGAUAAAGGUCUUUUUGAAAACAUUGCUGGAUAUAAAGCUUUAGUUUAGUUGUUAGAGCAUGCUUUAUUUACCUCAACACUGCUGUGCACACACUGGAACCAGUAUUUUACCUUGUUAAUCAGCGUGCUAUAACCUGCAAUAAAAAGUACUGCUGUACUAGUCACUGAGUUGGUUUACAUCUAUUAAAAAGCAGUAGAUAUAAGAACAUAGAGAAGGGAUGAGGUCAGGGAAUCAAUGCUGCAGCAGUCCAGCUAGAAUAACAUGUUUGUUGUUCAUUUUGUUUUGUUGCAAAAGGUGCAUCUAUGCAUUCAGGCUUUUAUUCAGAUGGAUGGGAUGUAGGACAGGAGUACAAGCGUGCCUUCCUGAUGUGAUGCUUUGAGAUACCUGUUGGGUUGUAAGAAUUGUCUUCUAGAGGGUGAAUGUUAUCCAAAAGCUGUCAUGGACACUGUGAAUGUGCCAUGAGGUUUUUUUGUGUUGAUACACUUGGAUAUAAAAGCGCACUUAUCCAGUGGUAGAAGUGCCAUCGGUCGUGUUUUCUUUAAACAUUGUCUCGUCUAUGGACUGCUAUUGUUGUGUCUCCCAUUUUCAUAUACAAGAUGUUUUUUGUCCAGACCUGAAUUCUAAAUGUACGCUGCAACUGCUGUCUGUUAAGUGUUGUUAGUUCAAGCGUAAAAUGCAACUUUGUAGAAUGGCACCUGCUGAGUGAAACAUGCAAUACAGCACACAACUCUGGACCAUCGGCUCAAACCAAAUAGAAAAUGAAGCAUGUAUCAUGCCUCGUAUUAUUUUCUUAGUGCGCUUUUGAAUCCUAAAAAUGAAAUGCUGCAGAGUGGGAAUGCUAGAACUUCAUUAUAAAUGUUGUGCGGUGUGCAGGAGACAAAGAAUACUGAAAAUAAACAAGUGUGUGCUUUCAUAAUCAGGUAAUAAAUGACGUCAGGUGACUUUAUGUUAUAUUUCUUUAUAUGUAGCCAUAUCAUUUCCUUUUUGUUUAAAAUAACUGGUGUCCAAAAGCUUCCAAAACAUUACCAAACUAUCAAUUUCAGUUUUUCUAUGUUAAUGGACUCUUAAAGUUAUCAAUGAAAGUGAGGAAAGACAGCCAAUUAGUAUUAGUAUUCUUUAGUUUUUGAAGGGUGUUUGCAAAUAUAACAAUUUGCUCAGCUUAAAAAGUAAAAGAAUAUUCCUAAUUGACCUCCAUUUGCAGAAUAAAUACAUUCAUUGCUGCAGACUAACUAUAAAAACGUUAGCUAAAACAAGAAAUGAUCAAACCUGCCUUGUUUUUACUCAAAGCUGCACUGUCAAUUUCUAAAUGAAGAUUUGAUGCAAAAUUAAAAGAAAACACAAAUCUCUUGAAAGAUCAACCUAUUUGUUAUUAAAUGGGCUUAGAUUCCUGUUUGUGAGAUGCAUUAACAAUCAGAGAGCCUGGAUUAAAAGAACAGUCAGUUGCGUCAACAGGCUUUGAUCCUGAGGCAAACUCCCUCUUUAAUUUUGGAUUCAAACCUACUAAUCUUCUACUAACCUAACAAAACAAAUACAGUUUUUUUUAAUUAAGGACUUACAACAAAUAUACAGAUUUCAAAAGAUUCACAGGAUUAACUUAAUAAUUUGGAUCAUUUUAUUUCUUUCAAAAUUCUACAUUUACUUAUUGCUUCCAUAUGGUUGAAGAUAUUCAGAUAAAAUAAACAAAAAAAUAAAACUCCCAGCAUGCUAUCAUUCCCAGUUUGUCUUUCUAUUAUUACAAUUAUGCAUUACGCAGAUUUGUUAAUAGGCUACAGCAUGUAAGUACAAGUAUGUAAAUAGCAGCAUGUUUUAAAGAGAAACUAAUUCUAUUGUGUGUGUGUUUGUGUUGUGAGUAAUUUUUGAUAAUAAAAGUGUAAAAAAAAUAAGAAAGUGUAUUCUUUUUUAUGAAACAAGAAACACAUCUGUAUGUCUGUUACCGAUAUUUAGACUGGGUCAAAGCAUUGUGUGUGUGUUUGUGCAUUUAUGUGUGUCUCAUGUUGAACUCCAAUAUUUUGUUCAAAAUGCUGCAUGACUGAAAUUCUGUGUUUUCUGCGCUGAUUUAUUGAUUUGGGGCAGCAAGUUAGGCAAUUUUGUACAUCUGCUUGAACAGUUGGUACCAAAAACCGAAAAGUUACACAUUUCUAUCAGUAAUGGUUCAUGAUAAUCUUGAAGUCUCCCUUGAAAGAGAGAUCUCAUCUCAUCUUUCUGGUAAAAUAAAUAUUUUAAAAAAGUGUAUAAUCACAAAGAGACAUGCAAAUCCCUUUACUUUUUUAUCAGAUCUACCGUGGCCUAAUUUUAUCAAUCAAGGCUCAGUUUCCAUGAAAACUAUAGUUAAACUUCUUAAAAAAAAUACUAAUUCAUAGUUUUAGAUGUUUCUUUUAACUUUUGUCUGCCCUUUGUUGAUUUUUACAAUAAAUCUCAAUAAAUAAAGUUGCCAUUUUUAUUUCAAACUUGUUUUAGACCAAAUCCAAAUUCUUUGUGUUUUAUUUGUGAAGGGACAUGCCAUUGCUGUUCACAGUGCUAUAUCGAUGUUUUUGCUGAUGUCAAAUAAAACUGUUAAGUUAAAUUAAAUUAGUUUGAAAAAUAAAAAAGUAGUUUUAUUAAUAAAUUAAGUGAUAAAUAUUGAUAAAUUGAGGAUUUAAUUCUUCUUGACAUUAAGAGAACCCAAUCAACACGAUGUACUAAUCUUUGAGGUAAGGCUGCUGCUUCACUGUCAUUUUAAUGUUACAAAUCAUCACCUGAUCUUCAGUUAAAGAAUAUCUUUUUACUUAGUCACUGAGCAAAUUGUCAAGGUAAAUGUUUGUGUGUUGAGUCUUGUUUUGUGUUGUAUUGGUGUGUCGUUUACCCCACUUUUUGUAAACUGCUUAACUUAAUGUCUUUACUAAAAAAGUCCAGUAAAACAAAGCUUUAAAAAAUACCUAAAAUGUUAACACGUUUCAUUACAAGAAAUAUUAAAAUAAAUACAAUGGAGAACAAAAACAUAACUGUGUUUUGUCACAAUGUAACCACUGGAAAUAAAACUGAUUUAUUUA
Oryzias melastigma (Indian medaka) is the source of this 5425-nucleotide messenger RNA. RefSeq names its product synaptotagmin-2. The coding region runs from base 807 to 2120 and encodes 437 amino acids. The record is from RefSeq and is a predicted model, not a curated record. Lineage: Eukaryota; Metazoa; Chordata; Actinopteri; Beloniformes; Adrianichthyidae. The transcript is spliced from 9 exons. Gene Ontology annotation, molecular function: clathrin binding; phosphatidylserine binding; calcium-dependent phospholipid binding. Gene Ontology annotation, biological process: synaptic vesicle endocytosis; regulation of dopamine secretion; regulation of calcium ion-dependent exocytosis. Gene Ontology annotation, cellular component: axon; synaptic vesicle membrane; dense core granule.